AUGCCGCCGGCGCCACCACCUCAGCGUGUCCAAGACAUGGUCGAACUCGUCGAAGAGAUCCUCCUCCGCCUCCCGCCGAACGAGCCUGACAGCCUCGUCCGUGCGGCAGUCGUAUGCAAGCCAUGGCGCAGACUCCUCUCCAGCCACCGCUUCCGCCGUCUCUAUCGUGACUGCUUCCACAGAAAACCUCCUAUGCUAGGAUUCUUCCAGAGCUCCCUCUUGUUGGGGUCGCCGUCGGGGUCGACAUUCUUCGAUACUUACCUCGCAAAAAAAGGAUCCCUUUUGAACCCUGCCUCCACCAAAGGCUUCUUGCCGCGUGAUCCCGACGGCAGGUAUGGUGUGUUCGACUGCCGCCACGGUCGCGUGCUCCUAAAGUGCUGGGACUACGAUAACUACUGGGCCGGCGUGUCCAAGUAUGUCGUCUGGGACCCUAUGACGGGCAGCCAGAGGCCGCUGCUUACGCCCUACCAACGCGGCGGCGUGAAUCAUGGGGUGGCAGUUCUAUGUGCGGUUGGCGAUUGUGACCACAGCGCCUGCCACAUGGGUCCGUUUCAUGUGGUUUACAUCACCCUUGACAACGAGAAUGAGCUUGGAGACAGAGCAUGGGCGUACGUCUACUCCUCCAAGACUCGUAAAUGGAGCGAACGGGCCUUUCUUCAGCUGCCUGGGGAUAAUGAUCACGACAUGGAUAAAAGGCCUUUUGUUCUCCUCGUUGCAGAAGCAUUGUUUUCCCUCAUUAUUACCUUUACGCCAACAAAAACACGCCAAGUUAUCAAGUAUGAUUUAGGCGAUGAAUCCCUAUCCGUAUUUAACGUGCCCCCCAUGGUCGCCGAUUGGUUCGAGAUACCACCAGCUCUCGUCACAGCCGAAGACGGUGGGCUCGGCCUGGCGCACGUGGACAAGUUCAGCCUCCACCUGUGGUCUUACGACGACGGGGUUGCGGAGUGGACACUCGACAGAGUCAUUGAUCUCAACAAGAUGUCUCUCCCAAUUGGCGACCCCAUGAUCGCACCACAGGUGGCUGGAGCUGUGGAGGGCGCUCGUUCCAUCUUUGUAGUCACUGAUCUUGGUGCCUAUAUGAUCGAUCUCAACUCACUGACGUCCAAGAAGCUGUCUCAGGAGAUAUGUUCAAGUGCUAAAGAAAAUGUCGUAUUUCACGUCUUUCCCUACCUUAGCUUCUUCAAUCGACCAGAUAACAUUACCGGAGGAGGCGCUGCUUCUAUUCGGCGAAGCAAACGUAACAGGAGGCCCAACCCAAAGUACCUGUGAGCCCAAGCUCAUCUACCGCGCGACCAAGGGGUGCGCCACCAGCUGUUAUGGCCAGCAGUGACCAAGGGGAAAAGGUGUGGAGAAACAAGACAUGGAACUAGCAGCCGGCUCUCUUCUUGGAUCGCCUUCUCUUCCUGCCGACUUUGUGUAAUUUGGCACGAUUUGUAUCGGAUCCUUUAUCAGUAGUAGUGCGAUCAUGACACUUCAUGUUCUAAAUUCUAUACUUAUAUAAUUGACCAGUAGCAGCCGCACAUUAAGGACAAAAUGAAGAUGAAUGGAUGCUGCAGAUUCAUGAUAUGAUAAAGUACCUGUAGGCUGAUUUGGUCGUAAUUAAAGAAGUUAUAUUUGAACCUUGAGCAA
Lolium rigidum is the source of this 1629-nucleotide messenger RNA. RefSeq lists its product as uncharacterized. Gene Ontology annotation, molecular function: protein binding. Bases 1 to 1269 code for a protein of 422 amino acids. The transcript is spliced from 2 exons. Lineage: Eukaryota; Viridiplantae; Streptophyta; Magnoliopsida; Poales; Poaceae. The record is from RefSeq and is a predicted model, not a curated record.